UCAAUACGUCAAUAAUCGUGUCGUGUCAUUUACUACGUUGAUUCAUAAAUAAAUCAAUUUAAUUGAUAACUCAAUAAAUAAAUGCCUACGAAGCAUAUAGUUUAAGUUUUAAAAUAUCGGCACAGACAUGGCUCCUUCUACAGACUGGGAUGAAAUAAAAAGAUUAGCAGCAGAUUUUCAAAAAGCUCAACUAAGUUCUACGGCUCUCAGAUUAUCUGAAAGAAACUGCAUUGAGAUAGUUACAAAAUUAAUUGAAUUGAAGUUAAUUGAUGUCAUAUUUACAACAGAUGGUAAAGAGUACCUUACUCCUCAACAGCUUGUUAAAGAAAUUAAAGAUGAAUUGUAUGUGCAUGGAGGGCGGAUCAAUACAGUAGACCUUGCUAAAGAGCUCAAUGUUGAUCUCAGUCAGAUCAACAAUAGUGUUUCUGAAAUUAUCAGGGGAAAAGAAGUACAACUUGUGUCUGGCUAUUUAAUAGCUCAUUAUUAUUUAGAAAAGGUUGCACGAGAAAUCAAUGAGAAAUUGCAACUCCAAGGUCAAAUAUCUGUUGGGGAACUAACCUUACAAUAUGAUCUACCAGCUGAGUUACUGCAACAUAAUGUUUUGGAAAAGCAUUUAGGCAAAAUCAUUAAUGGAAAACAGGAUCCUUCUGAACCCCGGACAUUUUACACAGAGGAAUUCAUCACUAGAACAAAGGCUAAGAUUCGUGGAGCAUUGAUGGGCCUACUUAAGCCUACACCUGUGACUGUUAUAGUCAACCAUUGUAAUUUAUCAGACCGCCUGUUCUUGUCAUUGUUUGAUCAGUUGAAUGCUCCUGGUGUACUCACUGGACGUCAAGCUGGAGCACUGUAUGUGCCAUCAUGUUAUACCAAAUCCCAAAAUGAUUGGGUGAUGAGUUUUUACAAACAAAACAAUUACUUAGAAUAUGAUGCUAUAUCUCGUUUAGGAAUUUCUGACCCUAAAGGGUAUGUGAAACGAAUUUUUACCAAUGAGGAUUUAACUUUCUUGAGUACCUGUGUGAUUGGGUCACAAAUUAAGCAACAACUUGAAACUGCAUUGGAAGAAUGUAUUUCUUCUAAAAGUUACUUGGAUGUUGUCUCUUUAUUGCCAUCAGUUUUAACAGACACUGAUAUUGAGAAUGUUCUGGAUGGUCUCCUGAAGAAGUCCAAGUCAACAAUAUUAUUUGAAAACACGGUUUUCAGUAACCAUUACAUUGAAAAUCUAAAGCAAGCUUGUAUGCCUAUGACUAAAGAGAAGGCUGAGAAGGUGGUAAAGUCAGGCAAAUAUCAACAGUUUUAUAUGGAAAAGCAAUUGAACAAAGCUUCUGAUUUUGGAUCAAGCCAUGUUGACCAUAAAGCUGAGAGGCGUGAAGAGAGAAGAAGAAAAGCUGCUUCUGGCAAAGGUGGUGGUGGCACCCAGGGCAGAGAAACUAAAACAAAGGCUGUUAAGAAACAUGCGAGGUCUAAACAAACUGUUCAGGAUUCAGACUCUGAUGAAGGACCUAGUAGUGCAACUAAAAAGUCACAAGCCCAAUUGGAAAUUGUUAGUGUUGAUGAUGUUGAAAAUAUCAUCAAAGAAACUCUGGAAAAUGAAGGCCUGGAAGACCUACUAACUCAAGUAGCAGAAUAUCUACAAGGGGGACUCAACCAAAUUGGUUUGACUAUUGCUAAAGAAACAGCUGACAAAUUACUCCAAGAUGCUAGUCAAAAUAGGAAACAAACUCAUACAUCUGCUCAAGACAAGAUAAACAUUCUCAUAAAUGACAUUAAAUUGUAUGAAAAAGGCAUUAAGUCUUUGCCAUCUGAUCAGCAACCGCAAUUUGUCAAGUAUUUGUUAAAAUCAUUGGGAGGCGAUGUACUAACUGAGUUCUGCAAGUAUGCAGCAAAUCAAUGCAACUUAUCUGUACAAGGCGAUGUCCUCUCAGUUGAACAAAGAAACAAAAUAAUUAAUGACCUGUCUGACGAGUUCACAAAACCCAUAGUGUCACUGAAUGGAACACUUUCUGAUCAAAACAUGGAAUCAUUCUACCAAGCAGUUGAUGUCUGUUUAUCAGAAUUUGGAAUGAUUCUAAAGAAAGUUGACAAAAAGAAGGAUAAGCUUCUGAUUCAAAAUCAUAGAGAAAAAUUAAUUUCUGAGUUGGAAAGUUGUGAAGAACCAGCAUUAAGUUUACAUUUGGCAGUCUUGGCGAUUUUUACAAUUGUCACCCAAAACAUGCUUCAUGCAUCUGGUAGACAAGUACCAAUAGUUAUAUCGUAUUUAAAAACCCAACUCAAGGAAGAGGAUUAUGAAAGACUCCUCCAAUGGCAUGAAUUAGUCACCAAAUUCUUGACGUCUUCUGAUGAAAAUAAGAGCGAGUUUGAAGAAAAACUACUGCAAGAACUCCCUGCAUUGAAAGUUAUGGUUCAAGAAAUAAAAAAAUACAAGUAAUGAUAGAAUCAUUGGAUCGGUUUCAUUUCGUAUUUUCAUACAUGUAUUGAUGGCCAUCUUAUUGUAAUGUUCUGAAUACAAUUCUAUCAAAUUAAAAAGCGUAA
Trichoplusia ni (cabbage looper) is the source of this 2529-nucleotide messenger RNA. It is a transcript of the gene Ufl1, whose product is annotated as E3 UFM1-protein ligase 1 homolog. Gene Ontology annotation, biological process: response to endoplasmic reticulum stress; protein K69-linked ufmylation; regulation of proteasomal ubiquitin-dependent protein catabolic process. Bases 128 to 2425 code for a protein of 765 amino acids. The transcript has 6 exons. NCBI's taxonomy places the organism in Eukaryota, Metazoa, Arthropoda, Insecta, Lepidoptera, Noctuidae. Gene Ontology annotation, molecular function: UFM1 ligase activity. Gene Ontology annotation, cellular component: endoplasmic reticulum membrane. The record is from RefSeq and is a predicted model, not a curated record.